Labrus bergylta (ballan wrasse) is the source of this 6328-nucleotide messenger RNA. The record is from RefSeq and is a predicted model, not a curated record. NCBI's taxonomy places the organism in Eukaryota, Metazoa, Chordata, Actinopteri, Labriformes, Labridae.
AUGGCCGUGUCAUUCUAUGGUGAUGGCUACAUCCAUCUACGGACAGUGGAAGCCUCCAUUCAGACGCUGCUCCAUGUACGUUUUCGAACCUCCAGUCAGACAGGGCUUCUUUUUUUGGCAGCUGGACGUAGAGACUUCUUGCUGCUGGAGCUGAUAUCUGGGCGUCUGCAGGUACGUCUGGACCUCGGAUCAGGUGAACACUCAUUACACUCAGAAAGGGGCAUGCAUCUUAAUGACCUAGCAUGGCACUACUUGGAGCUGAUCCACGACCAUCACACUGUAAAUAUGACCGUGGACCGAAACUCUCAUACCAGCCUCCAUAUGCCAGGACCAGAUCUGAGGCUCAAUGUUGAGGAUGGACUUUUUGUUGGCGCAGCUGGACUCAAGCAACCAAAUCUUCUCAACAUUUCUAUUGGAUUUAGAGGUUGUAUAGACGAAGCUGUGUUCAAUGAACAUAACUUGCUGUCCACUCUUAGGCCUUAUUCUGGGUACAAGAGUGUUCAUGAAGUCUCUCUGGGUUGUAGUUCACAGUUUUCUGCCACAGUAGAAGAUUCUGUUAGUUUUUUCAGCUCCAAAGCCUUUAUAUCUCUCACACCAUGGGAGGUCCAACAGGAGGCUGUGUUUGAAUGUGAAUUGCAGCCUUCUGCAAGAGAAGGAGAUGGCAUGGUGCUGUAUAGCUCUGGGAACAAGGGAGAGUUUGUUGCCAUAGAACUACGUGAUGGUCACCUGAUUGCAACACUAGGAAAUGGAAAGGGGAGUAUGACUGAGCUGCGUUCUCUAACAAAUGUUCAGAGAAACCCCACCUGGUAUCCCAUUAAGCUGCCUGCUGCCCACAGUGUCCAUCUUAAAGUGGAUGAAGAAUUGGUCCAGGCCAAUCUGAGUGUUGAGCUGCAGGUCAUCCAGCUCAAUGGACCCCUUUUUCUCGGAGGACUGAACAAAGAAGCCCGUGUAGAAGCAAGGCGAGCUGGGUUGAUGUCAGAUGUACCUGGAGGGAAACUGGCUGGGGGUGGAGUCUCCUUUAAAGGCUGCCUCCGAGAAAUUAGGGUGAACGCUAAAAGAACAGGCCUACCUAAUGCAGUCAUCACCAAGGACAUCACUGUGGGCUGUUUGACACAACAAACUCCAGAUGCAGUGACAACCAUUUGCCCAACAGAUUGUCAAGACUUUGAUGUAACAACUACUCAACCUACUACCUACAACAAGAAGAACCCUAACUUUUUUUCAUUGAGAAAGCUUGAGGUGGUAGAGGGAGGCCGUGCACCACUUGAGCCAAAACACAUAAGGGUAAAUCUGGAUUUGCGGAAAUUUGGCAUUCAUCCAGCUCAGUUAAUGUUCCGCAUAGAGGGGCAGCCUGCACAUGGCCAGCUCCGGUUGGACCUCAGAGCAGAAGAGUUUGAUCAGACUUUCAGUAUGUUGGACCUUUGGCAGGGCCGGGUGAUGUACGUUCACAGUGGGUCAGAAGACCAGCAUGACUUCUUCAUGUUUUCAGUCUUCUCCAACAAUAAGAGGAAGCUUCCUGUGUUUCUGAAGGGCAACCGCCUGCAUCGGUUUGAUAUCAGCAUCAGUCCUGUCAAUGAUGCACCUGUGCUCAGCCUCCCAGAGGGAAAUCUUUUCACUGUUCUAGAAAAGUCCAAAAGACAGCUGACAACAGAUGUGCUGAGAGUGUUGGACCCUGACAGCAGUUCUUCAGAACUGAUGUUAAGCUCCCUCGGAAACCUCAACACUGAGGCUGGACACCUUGAGCACCAGGAUUACCCUGGCAGGGCAAUUAAUUUGUUCUCUCUGAAUGAUCUUGAGGAUGGUAAGAUAAGCUUUGUCCACACUGGCCUCUCAACCUCGAGACUGGCACUUAGGGUCAGCGAUGGACAGAAGUUAAGCAACACAGUUGUUUUGAGAAUUUUGGCUGUGAGACUGGAACUCAGAGUGGUUAACAACACUGGACUGGAGAUGAACCAAGGCGAAGCCUCCGUCAUCACAACCAUGAACCUCGCUGUACAAGUUAAUUGGGCUAAUCAGGCAGUGGAAAUCCGCUAUGACAUCACAGAGUUGCCACAAUAUGGUGAGCUCCAGCGUUUGCACUCCAAUGGCGGAUGGAAAUCAACAACCUCUUUCUCUCAGAGCCUUCUAAAGAAGGAACGGAUCCGAUAUGUCAGCACUGUCCAUGGCCUUCAGACUCAUCACAACAUCACUGAUCGCUUCAAAUGUAAAAUCACGGUUGGUGCCAUGGCCACCAAUGAGGUUGUAUUCCCAGUCAUGGUUCGGUGUAUCCACUUUAAGGUCACACGAAGCAAAAUGGAGGUCAAUGGUGUUCUAAGUACGGCGGUCACACCCGAAAACCUUCAUGUGAUUUCUAAGGGUGUCAGACUCAAUGAGAGUGACCUUUACUUUAGACUGCUUACACUACCAAAGAAAGGGAAGCUGUACCUGAAUAACAGAGUCCUGAAAAGGAGGUCUACCUUCAGCCAACAGAACAUUACAGAUGGCUUGGUGAAGUACGAGCUGUUCAACAGGUUACACUACGGUACAAGAGACACGUGUAGCUAUCAGGUGUUUUCUAAACACGCAAACUCAACAACGUACGACUUCAGAAUCAACAUUAAAGCCGAGUUGACAGUCAUCACAGUUUUGAACACAGGCCUUUCAGUCCUGGAAGGAGGAGGAAAAGUCAUCAAUAAAGAUAUUUUGUUCACUCACACAACAGGUAACCUGGAGGUUCAAUACAGUGUCAGUGUGAGCCCCAGACAUGGCCAGUUAAGGAGGAUCAACCUCUCCAACUCCACUUCCAUCAACAACAACAUUGUGAUGUUCACAAAUCAGGAUAUUAUUGAGGAGAGGAUCAUGUAUGUUCAUGAUGACAGUGAGACCAAGCAGGAUUCCUUUACAUUUCAAGUUAUGGUCAACAAACCCCACAAACACACUAACAAGAAGGAGGAUAGAAACACAGGCGAACACAUGUUUAAUAUCUCUGUGCAGCUUGUCAAUGACCAGAGACCUGUCAGGGUUGUGGAUAAAGUUUUCCAUGUUGCCCGCUAUGGGCAGAGGUUGGUCACGUUGAGUGACCUUCGUUACCAGGAUGACGACAUGGACUUUGAUGAGAGUUGGUUGGUGUACACGCGGAGGGGAAUUCCCAUGGGUGAGCUGGUACUGGCCAGUGAUCCAAGCCACAAGCUGUACGAGUUCACACAGCGGGACCUCGAGCAGAAAAAGGUGUUGUUUGUUCACAGAGGAGUGAGUUUUGGGCGAUUUGUCCUUUUCAUAUCAGAUGGGAAACAUUACGUGUCAACACUGAUGGAGGUGACUGCCCAGGAUCCUUACCUUCAGACUGAGAACAACACAGGCCUUACUGUCCAGAAAGGGGGGCUUAUAACUUUGACCUCAGCCAACCUCAGUGUCUUCAGCAACCUUGACAUCCGAGACCCGCAGGAAGUGACAUUUGAGGUCUUCCUUCCACCUAAACAUGGUUUGCUCUUCUUCAAUGAUGAAGAUCGUGAGAGUGUUGCAGCAACAGAUCCAAUUACGAUAUUCACCCAGAGAGAUUUGUCAGAAGGGCGCCUGGUGUAUCAACAUGAUGGCAGCCAAAUGUUAUCAGAUCAUUUUAAUGUAACUGCAAGAGCAAAGGAGAAGAGCACAGAGAGGCGACCUGAGAGAGGGAGGAGGGAGGUGCAUCUUGACAUUGGGGUGCCGGUAAAAAUCUACCUGGAGAGUCACCAAAGACCACCAACAGUCAUCAGUAACCGUCCAUUGCUGGUGACUGAGGGAAGUAAUGUCUCCAUAAGCAGGGAUACCUUAGAGGUGGUUCACGAGGACAGCCAGCCCAAACAGAUAUUUUUUUUCGUUCAAAGUCAUCCCACCGAGGGUUUCCUCCAGAGGUCUUCCCCCGACGUCAAGCAACAAACCUACGAAGGCAAACAGGAGCACUUUUAUCAAAACAUCAGAGAGCAGCAAACAAACUCUUUUACUCAGGAGGAUCUCAACCAGGGAUUGAUUAUCUACCACCAUCAGGCUGCAGGAAGUGUCAACGACUCUGUUCUUUUGGAGGCGACCAAUGGGAUGACAAAGGUCGGACCCAUCAGGCUGGAGGUUGAUAUCAUACCUAUCAUGAUUCCUCUACAGGUAUCUGACUUGACCCUUGAUGAGGGGUCAUCUCUGCCACUGACCUCAGAUGUCAUCAAGGUCACCAAUCAUCACUUCUCAGGGAUGAACUUCCUGUACCAGGUCAUAGUUCCACCGCGACACGGACACUUGGAGCACAGCCGGAUCCCGGGAAUGCCCAUCACUGCCUUCACUCACACUGAGGUGGAACGAGAGUACAUAUCCUAUAUCCAUGAUGGCAGCGAGACGCAGGGAGACAACUUUACCAUUGUAGCCAAUCAGACGGAAAUCAGGAAGCACAGUCUGCCCUGCACCGUUCACAUCCACGUUACGCCUGUCAAUGAUGAGACUCCUGUUGUUACAACCAACAAAGGUCUGAAGGUGUGGAUGGCUUCAGUGACAGAGAUCACCCAUGAUGAACUUGGUGCAGAGGACUCAGAUACUCCACCGGAGAUGCUAGAGUUCAUCAUCACCCCACCCAGCAACGGCCAUCUGGCACUGAAGAGCGCCCCCUCAAGACCGAUCCUGAACUUUACUCAGAAUCACAUUCAAACUGGACAACUGGUGUUUGUGCACAGCGGUGCUUUGUCGGGUGGAUUUCAAUUUCAGGUAAACGAUGGUGUGAAUAUCGCCCCUCGCCAGAUCUUCAGCACAACCGCCCACUCUCUGGUCCUUACCCUGCAGAGAAAUCGUCAGAUGGAGGUCUUACCAGGCUCUGUGACCCCCAUAUCUGAGCAGGAGCUGAAGGCCGUAACUAAUGAUGUCAUCGACAUCAGGAGAAACCGCUCUGUGGUGUUUGCAGUGACAGCUCCUCCUAAACUGGGUCGCCUGGUCCAACGUUUGCCCGACAACUCUUCACUCAACAUUUCUGUUUUUACACAAAGCAUGUUGAAUGAUGGAGUAAUCUUCUAUGACCAGAACAAGCCACAGUUGGUGGGAUGGUCAGCUGCAGACUCCUUCUCUUUCACUGUGUCCUCUCCUCCUGCUUUCCUUCCUCCGCACACCUUCAGCAUCUUAAUCUCCUACCAGGCCAACGAACAUCACGACGACUCUAAAUACAAGACCAGACUACUCAACAAUGCAGGUGCUGUGGUGGCUGAGGGAGGCAGGGUGAUGAUUGACAGGUCGAAACUUGACGCCUCCAAUCUCCUUGGUAAAGUUCCAGAAUCCUAUCGGAAAGACCACGUCAUUAUGUACAGGGUGAUUUCCCUGCCCCGCCAUGGGGCCCUGUCACUAAGAGGACACAACCUCAACAGGAAUAAACCAGAUUUCUCUCAGGUCACCCUAAACAAGUUUGGAAUCACUUACAUCCACGAUGACUCAGAGACAAUAAGCGACAGCUUCACCUUCCGUGCCUGGGUGGCUCCUUUGGAUGACAGCUGGGCGGUGACGGAGACGUUCAACAUCACGGUGACACCGGUCAACGAUCAGCCGCCACUCCUCAGAAGCAGAAACCCCAGUAUGAAGGUUGUAGUGGGAGAGAGAGUUGUUCUUGGACCGGACAAUCUGCAGGUUGAGGAUCAUGACACCCCUCCAGAGGAGCUGCACUACCUUGUGAUCAGUAAGCCCGACAACGGCUACCUGACGCUGGGAGAGAGACCAGAGCCAGUGACCUCUUUCACCCAGUAUGAUGUCAACCAUAACCGGCUACACUUUAUUCAGCAGGGUGAGCCCUCAGCUGGUGUUUUCUACUUCAAUGUAACCGACGGUCAUCAUCGUCCACUUUACAAACUCUUUAGUCUAGAGGUGAUAAAGCCCUCUGUCUCCGUGGUGAACAACACUGGCCUGUCAUUGGUUCAAGGCAAGACUGCUGUGAUCCUGACGACCAACCAGCUUGCGGCUCAAACCAAUGGUCGCAGCAGGGCCAACAUCACCUACACGGUCACAGCGCACCCUCGCCAUGGACGCAUCGCUAUAAACGACCACGAAGUGACGACCUUCUGGCACGAGGACCUGCUGUUUGGCCGCGUAGUCUAUCACAUGACUGAACUCAGCGAAUCGGAGACAGCUUCCAAGUCUUGGUGUCGGCAUCAUCUCACGGUGUUGAUUAUGGAAAUGUAACAGCACACAUGAAGGUAACUGUGCUGCCUCUGAUCCACCUGAGGGAGCAGGUUAGAGUGCCCAGCGGUGUCGCUGUGAAACUGGGGAAAGCCAUGAUGGAUGCCUCUGAGCUGGCAAGAAUCAGCCGAGCUGACCCUGUCUUUGAGGUUCUAUCCCCACCAAAACAUGGAAAGUU